This is a messenger RNA of Colletotrichum siamense, 1146 nucleotides long. It is a transcript of the gene SVF1, whose product is annotated as Survival factor 1. Gene Ontology annotation, cellular component: cytoplasm. Lineage: Eukaryota; Fungi; Ascomycota; Sordariomycetes; Glomerellales; Glomerellaceae. The record is from RefSeq and is a predicted model, not a curated record. The coding region runs from base 1 to 1146 and encodes 381 amino acids. The transcript is spliced from 4 exons. Gene Ontology annotation, biological process: response to oxidative stress.
AUGUUCAAGUGGGCGCAACAAAAGCUCGCCGAUGUGGCGGGUACCCAAGAGCCCAUCUACGGACCCUCAGCCAUCAAGUCCGUCGCCGAGGAGGCCAAGGAGAUCACCUUCACCGAGCUCACCAAGGACCAUCUCAAAUGGAUUGCCGCCGACUCCACCUCGGUCGAGACCCAGAGCUUCUACCUGAUGGGUGAUGAAGGGCACAUUGGAAUGGCCCAGGUCAUUUACAGCAACGUUGGCGGCAUCCGCACGACCUGCCAGUUCAACGUCAAGAUCUGGUAUCCCAACAACUCGAAGCCCAUGCUCUGGGAGGCCACCCCCCUCAACCAUUACGAGAUUAGCGAAGAUCGGUACUCCUUCUUCGCCGACGACUGCGCCGUCGAGCUGUCCGCGGACGGCACCUUCUACACCAUCAAGAGCAUGAACUCGGACAACGCUCUCGUCAACCUCAAGGUUACCCGCACCUCGCCCGGUUUCCACGCCGGCAAGACUGGCAAGACGCUGUUUGGCACCGACCUGUCUAAGCCCUGGGGCACCAUGCGUCAUGCCUUCUGGCCCCGUUGCGCCGUCGAGGGCACCAUCACCACCAAGGCGGGCCCCGUCAACUUCACGGGCAGGGGUUUCUACGUGUACGCGCUGCAGGGUAUGAAGCCUCACCACGCCGCCGCCAAGUGGAACUUUGUCGACUUCCAGGGCCCCAACUACUCGGCCGUCAUGAUGGAGUACACCACGCCGCCCUCGUACGGCUCAACGGUGGUUAGCGUUGGUGGCAUCGCCAAGGACGGCGAGCUGAUCUACGGCGGCGUCACGCAGACUGCCACACACACCAAGUCCAAGAGUGAUAGCGUCAACGAGUGGCCCGAGCCCGAGGAGAUCAAGUUCACCUGGUCCGGCAAGGACAAGGAUGGCAAGGCAGUCGAUGGCUCCAUCGUGGGCGCCUUGGAGGAGAGACUCGACAGGGUGGACGUUCUGGCUGAGGUUCCUGGCUUCGUGAAGAAGAUAGUAGCUGGAACGGCGGGCACCAAGCCAUAUAUCUACCAAUUCUGCCCGACAAAGAACAAGCUUUCCUUGAAGCUUAAGAUCGGAGACCAAGAGAUCUCCGAGGAAGGACUUUGCUACUGCGAGUCCACCUUCAUUUCUGAAUGA